GUUAUGUUUAAUCCUUUGAAUCGAGCCAGAUCACCAUAAUAUAAUGGGUAUCCCAAUCAAACAAAUCCAAAUCCCUAAUUUGGAGGCAAUUCUUAUCCAUUCAUGGGAUAAUAAUCACCAGUGAAUUAGCCUUUGGUAUAUUAAAAUUUAACCCAUAGACAUAGAGAUCUUUUCCUUAACAAUAAUAUCCUCAGAAUACUCCUCCAAAGGGCUACCCAUUGUAGCAAUCAUAGAGAAGCAAUCCCCCUUUCGCAUAACAACAAUAGUAUCCACCUAACUAGCCAUCAGUGUAAUCUAUAUAAGUACAAUAAAAAAUAAGAAUAAAAGCCUCCUCCUCAAUCGCAACCCCCUUAAUAAGCUCCUUAACAAAAUUAUGUAUAACCUCCAUAGCGAUCACAAUAACCAAUGCCACCACAAUCAAUAGAGUAAUAAAAAUUACCAUCACCUUAAAUAAACUUAUAAGCCUAGCCAUAGUAGUAUGCACCAUCUCAGAGUUCUGCUUUGGGGUUAUCUGGUUUAAGGUAGACAUAUACACCUCCUACUUUUGUUCCUCUUUAACCAGUGAUGACUGUAAGAAUUAGGAUUGAUUUAGACUGUAAUUUAACGACCAAUCGAAUUUGUGGAUUUGGAGAAAUUUGAGGAGCUGUGGGAUAAGAGAAUGAAGGAAUUGGAAGAUAGAAUUCGUUAAUCUUAACCUUAAGUUGUAGAAUUGAGGUCUUCAAAUGAUGAGGACAAGGAUGCUUUGAUAAAACAAUUGCAGGACGAGUUGUACAAGGUGAGAUGUGACAACGAGGAGAAGGAUAAUAAAAUUUCUGAUCUAAAAAUAGAGUUAUAAACAAACAUCGAUCUUGUGGAAUAUUUGAGAUGUAUAAUAAUAAUAAAUGAUAAUCAUAGAGUAAUUGGUUAAUAGCAAUAACAGUGAUGAAGUUGAAAAGCUAUAGAAUGAGAUUCAAAGAUUGAGAAAGCAGGUCUAGACUCUGGAUUCUCAGGUCAGCUAGUUGAAUCAUAAUAAUGCUGAUUUGAAGUAGGAAUUGGAGGCUUUGAGACAGUAAAAAUAAUUUUUCAAAUCACAAUGCGAUGAUAAAGAUGAACACAUUUAGAAUCUUGAAAGGGAAAUCGAGGAACUUCGUUAACAAGUCGAAACAUUGACUGAAGAAGUUACAACUAGUCAAUCUGUAAAGACUUAUGAGGAGGAGGCUAAGAUAUGGAGAACUAAAUUUAAGGAGUUGAAUGAUACAUACCAUGCUUGUUAAGAGAAAUUGAUUUUGACUGAAGCAGAAUUGGAUUUGUUGAAGAGACCUUAAAGUUAGUAGAAGAUCGUGACUACAUCGACUACAGUAGUAAAGAACAAUGUGUAAACAAGUGGAACAAAAUCAGUAAGAAUCUUUAGAAAUUAUAUUAGGACUCUGAUUAUCUUUCAAGUAGCCUAACUUAAUAAGAUGUUGAAAGAAUUCAAAAUUUAUCAAAGAAUAUUCCAUAGAUUUGAUUAUUGGAAAACAAGUUAUUAUAUUAAAGUAC
Molecule: messenger RNA, 1518 nt
Organism: Paramecium octaurelia
Lineage: Eukaryota; Ciliophora; Oligohymenophorea; Peniculida; Parameciidae
Source: the annotation of a GenBank genome assembly